CGUUUUUCGAUUUGUUUUGAUUGUUUUUUUUUUUUUUUGUUUUUGGUUUGUUUAAUAUCAAAAAACUGAGAAAAAACAUCAACAAGUUCCUACUUCUUCUUCUUUCCCCAAUCAAUUGAGUUAGUUUAGUCAUGUCAGGUAAAGGUAAAGUUCACGGAGGUAAAGGAAAGUCAUCCGAGCCAAGUAAAUCCACUACAUCCCAUUCAGCAAGAGCUGGAUUACAAUUCCCAGUUGGUAGAAUUAAGAGAUAUUUGAAAAAAACUGCUCAAAAUAAAAUUAGAGUUGGAUCCAAGUCAACCAUUUACUUGACUGCUGUUUUGGAAUAUUUGACUGCAGAAGUAUUAGAAUUAGCUGGUAACGCCGCCAAAGAUUUGAAAGUUAAAAGAAUCACUCCAAGACACUUACAAUUGGCAAUUAGAGGAGAUGAAGAAUUAGAUAACUUGAUUAAGGCUACCAUUGCUUAUGGUGGUGUUUUGCCUCAUAUUAAUAAAGCUUUAUUAUUAAAAGUUGAAAAAAAGAAGCAAAAAUAAUCCUUGUUUUUUUGAGUGGUUUUCUAAUUCUAUAAUUGUAUUAUACUGAAGUUUGUUU
This is a messenger RNA of Hyphopichia burtonii NRRL Y-1933, 588 nucleotides long. It is a transcript of the gene HTA3, whose product is annotated as histone H2AZ. The record is from RefSeq and is a predicted model, not a curated record. Gene Ontology annotation, cellular component: nucleosome. Gene Ontology annotation, molecular function: DNA binding; protein heterodimerization activity; structural constituent of chromatin. The coding region runs from base 132 to 530 and encodes 132 amino acids. The transcript has a single exon. Lineage: Eukaryota; Fungi; Ascomycota; Pichiomycetes; Serinales; Debaryomycetaceae.